Venturia canescens is the source of this 2807-nucleotide messenger RNA. It is a transcript of the gene Nopp140, whose product is annotated as nucleolar protein dao-5-like. Gene Ontology annotation, cellular component: nucleolus; nucleoplasm. The transcript has 4 exons. The record is from RefSeq and is a predicted model, not a curated record. Bases 57 to 1805 code for a protein of 582 amino acids. Lineage: Eukaryota; Metazoa; Arthropoda; Insecta; Hymenoptera; Ichneumonidae.
UACGGAUAACAGUGGAUGUUGCAGAUUUUCUCGUCAGUCCUUUAGCCGCGUCCGUCAUGGCAUCCGCCGAGGAAUUAGGUGUUUCUGCCCUCGUGCACGAUUAUUUGCUGAAAAAGGAUGCAGCCCUUGCUAAAGUUUUCCAAAAGAAAACUAGCGCACCAACAUUACCAAAGGGUUCACCAGGCAUCAUAGAAGUUUACAAGCAUUACCAGAGCACCUCAAGCAAAAAAAUAAACAUAAAGAGUACGAAAAAGGAUAGCAGUUCAGGUUCAAGUUCAGAGGAGGAAGAAACACCUAAGAAAGCUCCACAGUUGAACGGUAAAGCACCUGCAAAAGUAACGCCUGCCAAGGCAAAGAAAGAGAGUUCUUCUGAGGAAUCGUCGAGUGAAGAUGAACAGCCGUCAAAGCCUGCACCGAAACCAGUUGCAAAAGUGGUCCCACCUAAAAAAGAAUCGAGCUCAGAAGACAGUUCGGAUGAAGAAGAAGCUGCAGUACCAACAAAAGCUACGGCUAAAAAAGUUACUAAACCUGUAACUGCCAAACCAGUAGCUAAAAAAGAAUCCUCCAGCGAGGAAGAAGACUCUUCUGACGAAGAAGAUUCCAAAGCUAAGACAGUAGCGAAACCCGUAGCAGCAAAAGCUACUUCUAAACCAGCAGUUAAACCCGCUGCGAAAAACGAAUCUUCUAGCGAAGAUAGCAACAGUGAUGAGCCCACAGUGAAACCAGCAGUGCGAAAACCCACACCCGCAGCUGCUGUGCCAAAAGCUGCUCCAAAAAAGAAAGAAGAAUCGAGCAGUGAAGAAUCCUCGUCAGAGGAUGAGAAACCUGUAGCAAAAAAAUCACCGGUCAAACAACCACCAAAAACAGCACCUGCAAAAGUUGUGGCCAAGAAAGAAUCCUCCUCCGAAGAGGAUUCCUCGGAGGAUGAAAAACCUGCUGCUAAGCCUGUAGUGAAAGCCAGUCCUGUCAAAACUCCUCUUGCCAAGAAACCUGUUGCUAAAAAAGAAUCCUCUAGCGAAGAAGACAGUGACGACGAUGAGCCGCCUGCAAAAAAACCAGCUCCAACCCCAGCGUCAAAAGCACCAGUGAAGGUUGCUGCCAAAAAAGCUGAAUCUUCUAGCGAAGAAGACUCCUCCGAAGAAGAGAGCACACCGGCACCUAAAGUAACUGCAAAAUCUCCGGCUGUUCAAAAGAAGAAGGAAGAAUCCUCGAGCGAGGAAUCUGAUUCCGAAGAUGAAAAACCAGCACCACCCAAAGUUUCCCCCAAGAAAACAGCAAAAAAGGAGUCUUCGAGCGAAGAAUCUUCGGAAGAUGAGAAACCCACGCCCAAAGCUGCUGCUAAACCUGCGGCCAAAAAAGAAUCCAGUGAUGAAGAAUCAAGUGAGGAAGAAGAGGUUGAGGAGAAACCUGUUGUAAAGACCCCAGCCAAGGGCAAAGGAGAAAAGAGGAAACACAAUAAAACUGUCGAAGAGGCGGAAGGUGAUGCUGAUGAGAAACCAGCAAAAAAACCUAUGUACAGCAAUUUCACUAAAGCCAACAACAGUUUCAAUGGUGAUAAGCCAAAAAAUAGCCCAUUCAGGCGCGUGAACGACGAAGAGUACAUCCACAUGCUGCAUCCGGAUCUGACAAACAAUUCGUUCGAAGCAAAGAAAGGUGCGCGCGGAUCAUGGGGAGAAAAAGCAAACCUGGACUUGAAGCACACAAAGGGCAAGUCUUUUCGUCACGAAAAGACGAAGAAGAAGCGAGGAGCGUAUCGUGGCGGUCAGAUUGACAUGUCAGUAAAUUCCAUUAAAUUCGACGAAUAAUUAACGAAAGAAAAUAACGACAGAGUGUGUUAUCACUGCAAGACACGAAGAACAUCCGGUUGACUCGAUACGACAGCUGUGAUUUCAGCGAUUGAAGGUCACACGGGAAUCGAGACGGCAACCGAGUAAAUGUUUUUGGUUUAUUUUUUUUUUUUACGAUUGAAACGAAAGUUUUAACAGAGUCUCAUUCGACAACGAGUAUUUCAUUGAAACAUAUUUCAAUUGUUUCGCAUCAUUUCACCGGCACAUCUUCGCCUCAAAUUGUUUAUUUUUUGCGCUUCUAUUUAUAACGUUUAAACGUAAUUAAAGAAAUUUCCACCGAUUUGAAGACAGUCCGCGAGCAAUUCGAUGGAUUUUAUUGACGAUUUAACAGUCCACAGUAACGAUCGCAUAACACAUGCGAAUCGAGCCGAAUGUAAUAAAUAAGAAUUUCCAUUGGAACGCUAAAUUUGGUAGCUUUUCCCAAGCUAUUUUCAAUUCCGUUAAGCGCGUGUAUCUAUAUUUUUAUGUAUUAUAAGUUUAUAACGAAGUUUUGCAUCAGAGUUUAUAAUUGAUUCGCGCUUUACAUCACCGAUUGGAAGAACAGCGAAUAUUAAUUGUAUCAUUUCCAGCAUGAUUUUCCAUGAAUGUUUGUAUGUUUUCUUCUUUUCGCUGAUUUAUCACGAUACAAACAUGUUGGAAUUCAUUCCUAGAGAGAAAACCACUCGUUUUCUUAUAGCGCUUAUUUUUUCCGUAAAGUUUAUGUUAAAAUCAUUAAACCCCAUAUUGUACUCGCUCUAAUUAUAAACGAACGAUGGGGCGCUAGUGGUACAUCUUUUUGUGUUUCAAGACGAAUCGCUGCAACUACGUAAAUUUGACUAAAUGUGUCACGAAAUCAUUCGAAAACAAAUAACAAUGCACUGCGCCCCUGUUGAGAAUUCAUUUGCGCGCGAGAGGAACAACGUAUUUGUACGAUCGUAUCAAUAUCCGAUGACAAGAUUAUUAAAAAAAGAUAUAUGACAA